Molecule: messenger RNA, 903 nt
Organism: Cryptococcus wingfieldii CBS 7118
Lineage: Eukaryota; Fungi; Basidiomycota; Tremellomycetes; Tremellales; Cryptococcaceae
Exons: 3
Coding region: 1-903 (300 amino acids)
Source: RefSeq, a predicted model, not a curated record
AUGGACAGAGACGACGCAAACUUGAUUGGGGCAUUGCUGGAUGAGCUUGACCUACGGGAUGCUCAAGCUCCGAGUUUUGACAGCUUUUCUGAUCUGUCCGCAUCGCCCCUCUUUUCUCUUCCAUCGCCAGCUCAGGCGCAAGCUCUACCAGCUCGGCUACGAGAUCUACGGAUACAAGCGGGCUCGAAGGUGCUGGUAUAUGCCAUAUGCGAGGAUCAACCAUCUUGUUCCGCGAAACGACCCCCUUCCGCCGACAACCUUCCCUCUUCCAUACACCCCGACUACUCCCUUCAGACAGGCAAUGACUUUCUGCUGGUGACCGACGACGACGUCGGCUUCUACGUCGAUCGAGAUUUUCUCCUGUGUCACUCUGAACUCUUCCAUGAUUUCGAAAAUAUGGCGUGCGAUAUCAGCAACAAAGACGCGAUUGGCGAUUGCAUCAAGAGCAGUGUCGUACGCAGAGAUAUGCCCGGAGCGCUGUCAAAAGGUUUACGAGUUGUCUUGCUCAACAGCGCCGAUACCGAUAGCACGUGGCCAGACUUUCACGACUUCGACAACGAAUCGGAUUGGUCUCCUCAACGCCAAACAUGGCCGUACACCCUCGAAGACCUAGCCCUCGCUAUCAAGAUCGCCAACCAGUACGGCUUCACCUCAUUCUCCUCCCAGGCUCACUCGAAAGCCCCAAGAAAGUCUCUCUGGUUUCAGUACCUCCUCGCAGCAUUCGAAUCCGACGAAAGAGGGGCAAAUGCGAUUGCAAAGUCGACUUUAUACUUCAACCUCGAGACAUGCUGUCCACUGGCCCUCCUGUCCAUUCUCGACAAACACAACGCCCCAUACGCUACCCUUCUCAGAGACAUACACGACUUUGUCCUUCUUCAAAGGAUUUAUAGGUCUCAUAGAUAA